GUUUAUUAUUUUAAUGUUUCUCAUUCAGUUGCUUCCCAAUUAGUAUCAGAGAAAAUCAAAAGAAACCAAACACAAUUCAAUUCAAUUCAAUUCAGUUCUGCAUCAUGGUUUUAUUGCAAGCAGACCCGUUUCUUAACGAACUAACAACCAUGUUUGAACAAAGUACUGAGUUAGGCUCUGUUUGGGUCACUCUUAAACGAUCAUCAUUGAAGUCUAAGGUGCAGAGGAAUAAGAUGAACACGCAUGGCCAACCUAUUGAGUACCGGUGUCUGAUUCGUGCUACUAAUGGCAAGAAGACUAUCUCUACUUCGGUUGGGGCAAAGGAUCACCAGCGCUUUCAAGCUUCUUACGCGACCAUUCUCAAGGCCCACAUGACGGCUUUGAAGAAGAGGGAGCGGAAGGACAAGAAAAAAGCAGUUGGGGCGGAUAAAAAGGAAGUCGGCUCAAAGAAACCAAAGAGAGCCUGAACCAAGUAAAUUUUUUUGAAGCCUCUUUGUAAAUUGGAAUUUGGAAAUGCUGUCAUUUACACCCCUAGUCUAAAGAUAUGAGAGGUUUUUGAGUCUUUUAUCCAGCAAGUACCAGAAUCUUUUUGAUGUUGGGAAUUUACUGAGAUGAAGGAUGGAUUUUUGUCUGACAUUUCUCAAUAUGGUUGAAAAUUUACAUGAGAAAUUUUUGUUAGUAAGAAAUUGUUAAUAUCUUGUUGCCAGGUUUAUAUUGAUUUACUUAUAUUGAUCUUGGAUGCUGUCGACAA
Mercurialis annua (annual mercury) is the source of this 751-nucleotide messenger RNA. RefSeq names its product signal recognition particle 14 kDa protein. Lineage: Eukaryota; Viridiplantae; Streptophyta; Magnoliopsida; Malpighiales; Euphorbiaceae. The transcript is spliced from 4 exons. The record is from RefSeq and is a predicted model, not a curated record. Gene Ontology annotation, molecular function: 7S RNA binding; endoplasmic reticulum signal sequence receptor activity. Gene Ontology annotation, biological process: SRP-dependent cotranslational protein targeting to membrane. The coding region runs from base 105 to 467 and encodes 120 amino acids. Gene Ontology annotation, cellular component: signal recognition particle, endoplasmic reticulum targeting.